Messenger RNA from Haliotis rufescens (red abalone), 732 nucleotides. RefSeq names its product cobalamin binding intrinsic factor-like. Bases 164 to 568 code for a protein of 134 amino acids. The transcript is spliced from 5 exons. The record is from RefSeq and is a predicted model, not a curated record. Gene Ontology annotation, biological process: cobalamin transport. NCBI's taxonomy places the organism in Eukaryota, Metazoa, Mollusca, Gastropoda, Lepetellida, Haliotidae. Gene Ontology annotation, molecular function: cobalamin binding.
UAAUAGCUUACGUGGCACAGUCAUAGUUCCUGGAACUAGCGCUUCUCUGUGAGAGGUGUUUUCAAGUAGUGCAAUCUUGGAUAUAGAUACACACCGCGAAACAGACCACGGCUUAUACAGUUGGCUGGAAGGACCCACAGGAACAAGGUUUCGAACAGGAAGUAUGAGUGCUCCCGUGUAUGAACGUGAACAGGGUGCUAAGGGCUCUUGUAUCACCGUUACUAUGGAGGUGGAGAACAGCCUCGUGCCGCCGACUUUCAAGUCCUCUGUCAAGCUGAAGAUGCCUCAGAGAGAACUUAUCUACUUCCUCCAGGAGGCCGUCGCCAGAGACCAGCAUUUCCAUUUCACAGCUGAGUAUUUUGCGACACCCGCCGUGACGGGAUAUAUGGUGCUGAGCAUGAACAAGUUAGCUGGAAGCACCAAGGACAAGACCUACUGGCAGAUCCUGGACAAUGGGAAACCUACACCUUCAGGUGUCAGUGAGUACGUACCAAAAGAUGGGUCUUUCAUUGCCUUCAAGUUCACCACGUACAAGACAGACGAUUGUACCACGGGCACCACGCCGUAGACAAGGGUUGAGAUCAUCAAGCUACAAGACAUGGACAUCUGUCCGGAUAUUGUCGUAUCUCUGUUUAACCAUGUACUUGGAAUCACAGUAGGAUCUGUCGGACAUUGCCGUAUCUCUGUUUUACCACGUUACUAGAAAUAAAGGCCUAAAAUGGUUUCGUAACA